CCUGGCGCAUGCAAGCUUUUCCGGUUGCAGUCGUACUUCUACGUCCACUUUUAUCCCCAACCUUACGGUUGGCGGCUCAGAUUCACGGCCUGCUAGUCGUCGAGACGACACUUUCGACUCGACAUGUCUCCACUUCUCUUUGUCACCUGAGGCUGCUGGGCACCGGCAGACUACAACCUCGUUGCCAACCAGUCGAGCCAGUGGGGCACAAUUAUCGACUUCCAGCAGCUCGGUAUCAUUAACCGGCCCGCCUCCGUCACUCCUCACCUCCACGUCAACCCAGCCCUUCCCGUCCCCAGCCGAAUCGCCAGUUGGCGGUGGCCUCUUCUGCCAGUCUUGUGGACAAUCGGGCUUCCUAUUUCCCGGCCAGCUUUUGAGUCACAUGAGCCAGUGUCCCAAGAUGAUUAUGCUGCUGCCCGUCGGCAACGCUCGAAAUCCGGCCACAUCAUCAGCCAAUCUGAGCAACCCUUUGGUGUCGGUUACAUCAUCUGGCUUCUCCCUUCACACCACAACUCCGCACUCCUCUUGCUCUCUUUCCGCUGCUUCUGCCUCCAACUCUUUGGCAUCGUCGUCGUCCUCCACUACCGCCUCCCAAUUUGGCGCACAAUGUCUCUUCCCGCCGGGAUGUCUCUCCUCUCAGGCAGCACACCAAUCGGCCCCAACACUACCCUCAUCGACUGGACUUUUCCCAUCUAGCUUCCUCACCUCGGCUGGGUUGAAUUCCUUCCUUUCAUCAGUUUCUUCCUCUUCUUCUUCUGCCGCUGCUGCUGCUUCUUCGUCGUCGUCGUCUUCUUCCUCUUCUUCACCUCAGACGGUCUUUCCUGUCUACUCUCAGGCCCACCUGAAUGGCAUCAGCUCGUCGUCUUUUGCCGCCUCCUGCUCAACUCCCUCCUCCAUUGGUCUCUCUUCAACAACCCUCUCCGGAGGUCAUCAUCUGGCCUCGCUUUCCGCCAUGCGCACCAUGCAAGCACCCAUUUCCUCCUUUCUCCAUUCGCCUCACGUCUCCGUCCCUUCGUCGACCUCCCUCCUGCCAAUGUCACUGCCGUCACUGCCACCCCCACCACUCGCAGUCUCGACGGCCCUUCAAUCCUCUGGCUGCCACCUGCCCGGCGGGUUACCGUUGCCAUCUCAUCUCAACCUUUCGCCUUCACACACUCCCCCGGCCCAUCACCAGCAUCAACAUCAACAGCACCAGCAGCAUCAACAGCAUCAGCAUCAGACCCAUCUACACACUCUGCAUCAGGUCGGUCAGACCCUGACGAGUGUACAUUCGCAUCACUUUCCGCCUCAGCUGCAGCAUCAUCAAGCCCCUCUGAAGGGCACCUCCUCAUCGUCUACAUCACUUCUUCUAUCGCACGGUUCAUCUUGUUCAGGCAAAAUGAAAUCGCCUUCCAGCGGCAACCCACUCAAAGCCCUCCAUCCGACCGGCCUUCACGAGGCUGGCUUGAUCAACAGCAACAGCAACAAUAACAACAUCUCGGCCGAUAUGACGAGUCCCGCCCAUCCUCCGUCACUACAUCCACCUAUCCUUGAUCCAAACGACUUGAAUGCCCCACCGCCUGACCUGUCGCGACCAUUUCGUUGUUGUCAUUGUGUCAAGUCGUUCAAGUCGAAAGCGCUACUUGACCAACACAUGCACAUUCACUAUCCUCCCAAAUACACAUGUCGAUAUUGUGCCAAGAAGUAUCGUUGGCCACCGGUUUUCUACCAUCACCAGCGCACCUGCAAAAAACGUCCACCUACUGCUACCGUCACGACAGCCGGUGGUGCUAGUGGAGGGAGCAUGUUGGGCGGUAUCAACACACUGACAACUUCGGUGUCCGGAGGUCCAUCGUCUGUAUCCACACCGAUGCACCACACCUCGUCACAGCAUGACGUCAUCUUGCAUCUUGACAGCCUGACAAACAGUCACCUUCAUCAUCAAACUCAUUCCACCCCUCUU
This is a messenger RNA of Protopolystoma xenopodis, 1942 nucleotides long. The record is from the annotation of a GenBank genome assembly. NCBI's taxonomy places the organism in Eukaryota, Metazoa, Platyhelminthes, Monogenea, Polystomatidea, Polystomatidae.